Plasmodium fragile is the source of this 4902-nucleotide messenger RNA. RefSeq lists its product as uncharacterized. The record is from RefSeq and is a predicted model, not a curated record. The coding region runs from base 1 to 4902 and encodes 1633 amino acids. Gene Ontology annotation, cellular component: cortical actin cytoskeleton; actin filament; plasma membrane. Gene Ontology annotation, molecular function: actin filament binding. NCBI's taxonomy places the organism in Eukaryota, Apicomplexa, Aconoidasida, Haemosporida, Plasmodiidae. Gene Ontology annotation, biological process: regulation of actin filament polymerization. The transcript has 9 exons.
AUGAGCGAUGGACCACGAGUCACGGACCGGUGGUCAACCGUGCGGGCAACCAUGAGCGAAUGGACCGCGGUCACCGAUGAUCAUUGUCGAACUCCAGGAGCAGGCACUGAACCGACACAGAAUUUAGAGAUACCUGCAGGCAAGGCCUCUAAUGGCCCGGAUGAUUCUUCCAACACGAACACCACCGGUGUUGAUACUGCCAAUACUGACAAAGCAACAGUUGUAGAUCCGGCACCAGUAACUACUGGUAACGGUUCCUCAGCCUCCGGUGGAAGUAAACCUGAUCCAACGGAGGCACGCAAUACUGCUAAGGAUGAUAAAGCCCAUGAUGGGCAUACUGCCGCAUCCUCUCCCACGACACAACCAUCUCAAGAGUCCCAGCCCCCCACGGAAACAGUUACCUCCACUGAUCCUGAUCAACAUGGUCACAAACAUGACACAGGUCCCUCUGGUGCAGCUGGUCCUACUGGUCCCAGUUCUACUGGUCACCAAACCCCUGCUUCGUCCGGACCCGGUUCCACGGGUACUAGUACUACGGGUGCUACCUCCGGAGAAGGUUCAAAGGGCAACUUCGAACUAGAUAUAGCACUUCCAACAGGAGGGGGUAACGUGGGUGGAUCAUAUGGAACAGGUCCAACACCAGGUCCAAAGGGGCAAUCUCCGCAGAAUGUGCAACACGAUGGCCCCUUCUUCCCUGACCUAACCGCCGACGUCCUUACCGCCACUACCCCGCUCCUGUUUUUUCUCGCUUUCGUCACCGUGGCCCUCCUUGGUUAUUCUCUGUGGAAAGCAAGCACACUAGGUACAUCAUCGACUAAUGGCACAAGCCCAUAUGACGCUACGGAUGCAAUUACAGCCGUAUCGUUGAGUGAUGGAACGGAUGUAGGGAAACGAGGCCCACGUAAUAUUUACGACGGUCGUGCGACAGGGCGCCAGAAGGGCACGAUGUUCGAUGACAUGCGCAAAAAAUUAAAAUCCAAGGUCAAAGUAAACCAGGCACAGAACAAACAGAAGGAAUCACAGGAUAUAACCGCAGGAAAUAGUUGUAGAAGAGCACAAGGCCUCGUGAACGCGGCCGUAAUGUCGCAAGCACCAGAACUCGCUUUGUGGAUCUCGAUGUGCACGUGUGGAGCCUUUAUACUCAUUGCAAUUAUGUAUGCCUGCCUGCUAGUAUGUUUCUGUUGCUCCAAGACAGGAAAAUGUCUAUUGGAUAAAAUGUGGAAGAAGAAGGAGAAGGAGGAAGCUCCCGCAGAAACGAAAAACAACGAAGGAGAAGUAAAUAAGAAACAGGAAGCACUUAAAGAGCCAGUAACAUUUCAUAAACAGGAAGUACCUAAGAAACAGGAAUCACCUAAGAAACAGGAAACACCUAAGAAACAGGAAACACCUAAGAAACAGGAAACACCUAAGAAACAGGAAACACCUAAGAAACAGGAAACACCUAAGAAACAGGAAACACCUAAGAAACCGGAAACACCUAAGAAACAGGAAGCAGCUGAGAAGCAAAAAGCACCGGGGAAGCUGAAACUACCGUGUACUAGUAGAAGUAGUAGUACAGGUAGUAGUAGUAGUAGUAUAAGUAUUAGUAGUAGUAGUAGUAGUAACAGUAGUAGUAGUAGUAAUAGUAGUAGUAGUAGUAGUAGUAGCAGUAGUAGUACUAGUAGUAGUAGUAGUAGUCGUACUUCUUUUUUUAAGAAGGGGAAUAAUAACGUGUUCAAUAUGCCUGGGCUUUUUGCAGCCGACAUACUGUAUUUUCUAGGGGCAUGGGAUGAUUAUCUGACGCACAUGCACAUCACGGACGCAAAGGCAUAUUGGACCAAAAUAUUGGAAGAGGUUGAUAAAAUCUUUGGAGCCUUAAUCCACAAAAUUGGUGAAAGUCACGCUUCGAUUUCCGGCUUCUGUGGACACUUAUACAAUGGACCGUAUGACGGAUUAUGCCGUAACAGAUGUCAGGACAUUACGAAAAUCCUGCUAUACACGAGAGGGUAUGAUUACAACAAGAAAAGUGGAAAAUGGGAAAAAAGGACCAUACCGGAAAACGGGAGCAGGAAUUUUAGGGCGUAUUUAGAAUGCAUACUAGGCAGUGAGGUUUUAUUCCGGCUAUAUGGACGUCAUACAAAUCAUCAGGGACUUAUAAACAGGGUUUCCGAAGAGUUAGACACGGGGACAGCAUUUCCGGCGCAGCAGACAUUCGACAAGGGAUUGUGCGCGAAGAUAAAUUUUGGGUCCAUCAUAUUUCUAUCGCGGAAUAUUCAAGAGAAGUUGCAGAUUGGAUUAGAGGGCUUGAAUACAGGUUGGGCGCGUGCGGACGUAGGCGCAGCGCGCACAGGGCGCACAUGUGGAUGGGAAGCUGAAGACGACGCUGGUGAAGACCAGAAACCGCACAGUGAAGAGGAAUGUAAUCAGAAUGGGACGGUGAAGACAGCGGCAGCUGUGCUAAUGAAAAGGAUAGCAAGCUGGGUGGGCGAUCCUCAGAACAUUCCGAAGUUAUGGAACCUGUUACAGGACAUGCACCAUAACCCGGGAUCGCACACGACAUGUGAAUUACAGCAUAAAAUACAGCAGAGGAUAAAGGACACGGUCAAGGAAGUGAAGAAAGAGGCGGAGAAGCAGGCUAAAAAAACUGUGAAGGUGCCGGCCCUGCAGGAACCCAAGAGUGCAGAGGACCACACGGACGGCGCAGCGAAACCGGCGGCGACGAAGCCGGCAACAACUAAACCGGUAGCACAACCAGACGGGGCAAAGAAAGAAGAGAAGACAUCGUCACCAUCACCAUCACCAGGGUUAGAACCAGUAGGAAGGGCAGAUACAACAGCCGGAGGAGGAGAGGCGUCCCAACCACAAGCACCUGCAUCUCCAGUAUUACCAGCAAGACCACCUCCUCCUCCACCCAGGAGACCAUCCACACCAAGACAAGGUCCAGAAGGAGGAGGACAGGCAGCAGGGGCAGACGCGAAGUCCACAGCGAACACGCCUGCGGAUUCGGAUGCACAAUCUCCAGGUAAGACCACAUGUUCUGAUAGUAGCGGCACAUCUACAGGUGUCUCCAUUAGUUGCGGCAGUACCUCAGACAGUGAUCUGGGGCUGACAUCACAAGGCAAAAAACUCCUGGAGGCGGCAGACAAGAACAAGGACGGUAACGAUUCUACUGAGAAAUCUCCUAGACCCGCAGUAGCAGCACCAGCAGCAACACCAACCUCGCCAGCACAGGGAUCAUCAGGAUCAUCAUCAACACCUGUGCCAGCCCCACCCACGCACCCCGCAGGACGACCAUCAUCAGCGACACCACCAGGGCAGCAGACAUCACCUGUGUCGUCAUCUACGGACACAUCAGCACCAUCACCAGUGCAGCCAUCACCCCCCACGGCGGCGGAUGAUGCUGUAGCUCACUUUGUUCCCCCUCCAUCGAAACCCUACGACCCCAAGGAUCUCAUCCCCUACACCCCCGCGCUGAUCCCCGCGGUGGUUGGUAUUGCCAUCAUUGCAUUCUUCCUAUGGAAGUAUUGGGCCUUCCUCGCCAAACGACGACGAACAUAUCGAACCGUUCGUGACGUCCCGUCACAGCCACUCGACGAAGAAAUAUUGCAACAUCUACAACGCGCCGAACUGCCGCCACCCGAUUACGCGUACACGAUGGUUAGGGAUACGCGGGGCGCAUCUGCUGCCGGCCGACGACGACGUCAUCCACGCGUGCAUACACGCACGAUCAUCGAGCUACAUCUAGAGGUGCUCAACGAAUGUGAAGCAACGGAAUGGGAAAACGUCAAAGACGACUAUUGGAAGAUUGUCGUGCACGAGUUUGCGCGUGACUUGCAGCAGGACGUGGACACGAAUAACAAUAUCUUGGGUGUCUCUACCUCAAACCAGGCUUUAUCAGGGAACAAUGUUUCGUCCACCCUCAAUCCACCCAGUGACUCGGAUGGAACGCAUCCAUGUCCACCGAAUGACCCCGAUGCAUGGAAGUGUAUGGAAACCAUACAGUUAGAAACGUACCCUUGUCGACCUCAUGACCCCGAUCCAUGGAGUUGUAUGAAAAACAUACAGUUAGCAACGCACCCUUGUCCACCGAAUGACCCGGAUCCUUGGAGUUGUAUGGAAUCCAUACAAUUAGCAACGGAACCUGGUCCACCGAAUGAGGACGACCCCGAUCCAUGGGGUUGCAUGGAAACUAUACCGUUAGCAACGGACCCUUGUGCACCUAACGCAGACAACCCAGAUCCGUGGAGUUGUAUGGAAACCAUACAGUUAGCUACGGGCCCUUGUCGCCCUAACGAAGAGGAGCCCGAUGCAUGCAGUUGUAUGGAAAACAUACAGUUAGAUGCACAACAGAAUGCUCAUUCCAACCCCGAGCACGCGACGUCCGACUGCACCCAAUGCAUCCUUUGGAUUGACCGGCACAAGCACCUAUUGCAGCAGUGCACGCGGCAGCCGUGGUUUUUGCAAUUAAAAGCGCAUUGGCAACAAUACCUGCGUGAGCACAUGGCGGCAAACGCUGCAUCCGGUGAGCACAGGAAAGCCGCAACCAUGGAAACGCAGAAAUUGGAAGCAUGGAAAGCGUGGGUUGCAACACAACAUGCGCAAGUGCGUAUGUAUUGUGAGGAGGCGUGGUUUCAACAUUUGUUGAAUAAUGUACAGGAGGAGACAGUAUCGUACAAAGGCCAAAUACCUGGCGUGGGACACGACUUACACGUGGAAACUGUAAUGGCAGCAGAACAUGUGCUACGAGUGAGAGAUGCACCACGCAUGCAACCACUGCAUCGGCAACCUUACAUGAAACAACCGUUCACCGCUAAAACAUGGAUACUGAUCCUGGCAUUCGUCAUAGAAGAGAGCGAAGUCGAACGCAGUUUGCAGGAUAGGGAGUUAUAUGUGGAUGCUUUAUUACAGAAUAUGCGACAUUAG